Periconia digitata is the source of this 1090-nucleotide messenger RNA. NCBI's taxonomy places the organism in Eukaryota, Fungi, Ascomycota, Dothideomycetes, Pleosporales, Periconiaceae. The record is from the annotation of a GenBank genome assembly.
CUCUAUAGUAAGUGAUGACCUGUUUUGUUGUUGUUCUGGCCAAACUAAACCACAUGCAUGCGCGGCUGGGUAUGAAUUCAUUUAUCACGUGAUGUAUCCAUACCUACCCGGGCACUCGCUGCCAACAACUACCCUUUAUUUCCAAUGGUCGCACUUUGAAUCAUAUAGAAUUUUGAAUAUUUAGUUAUUCUAACUUUGACUCGCAUCACUGGAGCGGUAUAUCGGCUAACUUUCUCCGAGCUCACGCGGGGAAGCCGGCCAAUCAACCGACUUGUUGCUCUAAUACCUCUUCCAGUCUCUCCCAGCCACCGAUCGGAUUUCCAGUCAAGACCAUACAGAGCUCAUCAGAGAAAUAACAUUCCCAGCAAUGUCGGAACCCCAGUGGUCGGGCCCAGGUAUCAUGCAGAGCUUUGUUACUCUGAAAGAAGGGUCGAAGAUCACACAAGAAACACUUGACAGAUGGUUUGAGGAGGUCUACGUGCCGGAACUCAUCAAGACUGGAAUCGUCACCGCGGCUUCGAUUUGGAAGGCUGCGAACCCCGCGUACGAGAAACAGAACAUGAUUCUGUAUGAAGCUCCAGAUCUUGCACCCAUCAAGCAAGGGAAGCUGAGAGAAGAUCAUGUGUCGAGAAAGAGUGACAUGUUUCCGACAGACGGCCCUGUGGAUGAUUUCGUUGAUGUGGAAUCGAGGAUUUUAGCAAGGGAAGAGUAUUACGAGAUCGAAAAACAACCGAAAGACGUGGCAACUACCGUAAUUUAUGCUGCUAUGCAACCUAGUCCUGGAGGCGAAGUCGACCUGGAUAAAUGGUAUCGCGAAGAGCAUAACGAGCAAAUGUCUAAAGAGCCCGGUUGGAAACGAACAAUCAGAUACCGACUGCUGUUCCAGACACGAAAUGAUGGAAAGGAGGCGGAAGGUCUUGACUUUUUGGCCAUUCAUGAGUUUGAUGAGAAAAACAAGCUCGGGCAGAAUGUACAGCCCCUGGAACCCAUCACGGAUUGGACCAAGAAAGCGAUGAGUGAGUGCAAAUCGAUUGAUGCUGCGAUAUAUCACAAGGUAACUUCUUCCUUCCGCCUCGCUGUGUCCCGCUGA